Dendronephthya gigantea is the source of this 2468-nucleotide messenger RNA. RefSeq lists its product as uncharacterized. The coding region runs from base 93 to 1505 and encodes 470 amino acids. The transcript has a single exon. The record is from RefSeq and is a predicted model, not a curated record. NCBI's taxonomy places the organism in Eukaryota, Metazoa, Cnidaria, Anthozoa, Malacalcyonacea, Nephtheidae.
GAAGUACAAUCUGCAUGCAUAAUUUCUGCAGUUCGUCAGAUGUGUGAUUGGAAGGAAGUGGAGAGUCAAGCAGAAGUGACUCUGGAUUGCUAAUGAAAACUGAAAAAAAAAAUAAAAAACAAGUGGAGCCAGUAGGGCACAACUUUGAAGCCGUUGUGACAUUUAAAGAAUAUUGCGACAAAAGGGAUAACUUUUAUGUCUACAAGGUAAAUGAUAAGCGCGGAAAUCCUGACAAACCUUCCUUCGUUUUUAAAACCAGCAAAGAAAAGGCAAACAUGGCUCUGGCUAUGGAUAGGGAUGGAGAACAUUUCUUGAACGAAGAAUAUUGCUUCUUUGAUGGCCAGCACAAGCGUUGUCGCGGUUUCGUAACUCUAACAGCCAGUGUGUACAAUCCCCUUUCGCGCAAGCAGGUCAGUCUCGCGGUGAUGGAAGCGGAGAACGAGGACACACAAAAUAUUGCAUUGUUUUGGAACUUGUUCAAUGAAGUUUUGAGAAAGGUAUCGAGGAAUAACAACGCGCGGUUUAAUCCUACAGGCUGGUGCACUGACAUGGCAGGCGCAAAUCUUGCAGGGCUAUCGGAAGUUUAUGGCAAUGACGUGAGACAACGCAUAAAAUCCUGUGAAUUUCACUUUAAAGACCACAGGAACAAAAAUCCAAGAAAGCUAAGACCCGAGGACGCAGAGGAAUUUAAGCCGUUGUGCGAAGAGCUUUUGGAGGCUGCGACCGAGGCACAAUACAACAAAACAAAAAUGCGAUUGGAUUCUUUCAUCUCUGGCAAAGAGGAACACAAAUUUUUAGCAACCUGGUUAGCCUGGUGGCACGACAGGAGAGGAUUUAUAUUUCGUGCAUUUGCCCCGAAAGGUGCUCCAUUUAUGAAUCAAGCUGAAGUGAUCCAUGCUGGCUGGUCCAACAGGGGCAUAUCAGAUAAUAUGUCACUCCUUGAAGCGUGCCUAGCAGACGUUGGAGACGCUGUGCAGCUAGAUGUAGAGAUAAAGGCUUUUGCUGCAGGUACAGCAAUAGGAGGUAGCGGACCAUCGUACAUGGAAAGAAAGCAAAAGACAUAUACAAGAGAAAUAGAUCUAGCCAAACAGUUUGGUUCGAAAAUGAUCUGCAAUCGGAAUGUAUAUGACGGUCGAAAAGUGGACCCAAAUUCGUCCUUUAAACCUAAUGAAAAACGGAAAUCAGGCAAGAACCCUCCGUCAAAGAAUAGGAAAAGAAAAAAAACUGUUACAACAACGGAACUAGUAGAGAACACGAGCACUAGGGUUCCAAUAAAUUCACCUUUAAUCGGAGAGAGGCCCUGUUCUUCAACUACUGAGGUCGAGAGGAUUAACAGUGUUUUUGAAGCAACAAAAAUUCAGCAGAUACGCAGUUACACGACACCAGUUCAACAUACUUCUUUUCCAAACAACGCUUCGGGCAUUACAGAUAAUGCUAUGAACACUACAUUCGGCCAACCUGCCCACCAGGCAAUCUUUUCGCAUAUAAUUACACUCGUGCACUAAGACAUCACGAACCGGCUGUACCGCUACUUGGCAUGCAGCAGCUCAGCGGCGCUCAUUCGACGAUGACCAGUCCACGCGCACCCACAGCACCUCUUUCCACACCUCAUUACCAGAAUCAGUGGCAUUCCGGUAUGUCACCCCAUCCUUAUGAGAUCUGUACUUUUCCCAACAACGUGAGGAAAUGCUACGGGUGCGGAAGUGAGUUCACGAAGAAAUAUAAAAACCCCCCGUUUAACUUGAUUGUGAAACACGUCGACAAACGAGUUAUUAGAAAAUGUGCCCAAACAGGACAGUUAGUGUAUAGUCACGACUUUAGUAAUACAUAUUACCAUCUAGCGGCACUACACAUUGUGCGGAAAAAUCCAUUGUUCAAUGGAUUUGCUUUUAUAUCUCGAGAACUUUUGUCUUCACUCGAUGCUCGGGAACGAGAGAUUUUAUCCGAAUGCGAUAUAAAAAUAGUUCCUAAAUAAGUUCCAGUACAUCAUAAAUAUCUAUAUAGUUUUAGCCAUUUUUAGGUUAAUAACUAGUUCUCAAGAUAUUGCGUUUAAACGCUUUUUCGGGCGAAUUCACAAGCAAAAUCUUGUUUUAAUGUAUACGUUUAAGGGUAAACACCACGUAAGUUUAUUACUGUAAUUUUUAAGUGCAUCCACCCGAGCUUGUGCUUUAUGGUUACGGUUGUGAAUUGCAACUUUGAUAGUAAAAAGUUUACUUCUAAACUACUAUAUACUAGCAUUGAUUUAGUUAUUAGGGCGGACCAAAUCUCUGUAGUAAUAAGUUUACGUCGUGUUUACCUUAUUUGUUUGUUUGGUGUAACUUUUUUGUGUUUACGAAUUACGAUGUUAUUACAAUGAACGCACGUUUAGAUAAUACAGUAGCAAUGGAGAUAAUUCAUCAUAAGUUUCAUUAAAGCCUUUUUAACGCAAUAUGUCGACCCUCGACCUCGACCUCGACUUCGGACCCUCG